Puntigrus tetrazona (Sumatra barb) is the source of this 2324-nucleotide messenger RNA. RefSeq names its product ubiquitin-conjugating enzyme E2S (gene ube2s). The transcript is spliced from 4 exons. The record is from RefSeq and is a predicted model, not a curated record. NCBI's taxonomy places the organism in Eukaryota, Metazoa, Chordata, Actinopteri, Cypriniformes, Cyprinidae. Bases 496 to 1185 code for a protein of 229 amino acids.
UUUUUGUUCCUGUGUCAAAAAGACUGCUAGCUGGUAACAGGCUACGGUAGCCGUCUGUGGCCGUUAGCUGUCGAGCAAACCAACUUUUUUCAGACGAAACUGACAACACGUUGGACUUUAAAACUUCUAGACGGCACAUUUCAUCCGAGGGCGACAACGGAUAACAGUUUCACGAAGGAGAGCUCUGGAGAGCAGUUAGAUAUCUUCGUUUCUCGGCAAAGCCCAUCGUUAGCUUAGCUCGGAUUGGUAGCAGCACCAGCAAGCCGACCGACAUUACAGUGAGAAAUAGGUUUGGUUAACUUGUGGGUUCUUGAAACGUCUUAGUAGAUUUUGCAGUCUUGAUUGAUUGCGGCUUUUAGGUUCGUUGUCGUUGGUUUCCGUCGGUCUCGGUGUGGAUCUCCGGAUCAGUCUCGUCGGCCGGUUGGGCAGCAGUUAGCCAAGUUUUCUCAUUCGAGACAAAUUUGCUGGCUAUUAUAAAACCCCACGCAGCUGGAAAUGAAUUCAAACGUGGAGAACUUGCCGCCUCAAGUGUUGAGACUGGUCUAUAAAGAGGUUUCUGCGUUGGCAGCCGACCCUCCUGAGGGAAUCAAAAUCUACCCCAGUGAAGAGGAUAUCACAGAGCUGCACACUGCCAUUGAGGGCCCAGAAGGAACACCGUAUGCAGGAGGGGUGUUUCGGAUGCGUCUGGUUCUUGGGAAGGAUUUUCCCGCUGCACCUCCCAGAGGCUAUUUCCUAACUAAGAUUUUUCAUCCUAAUGUUGGGCACAAGGGUGAAAUCUGUGUCAAUGUGCUGAAAAGAGACUGGAAGGCAGAGCUUGGCCUGAGACAUGUAUUGCUAACUAUCAAGUGCCUUCUGAUCCAUCCUAACCCAGAGUCUGCCCUGAACGAAGAGGCUGGGAGGUUACUUUUGGAGGACUAUAAGGAGUAUGCGUCCCGUGCUCACCUUCUAACAGAGAUCCAUGCCAUGGGAGGCACGUCAGGGGCCCCUCAAGAGCCCGCCGAUGGACCACAACCCAAAAAGCAUGCAGGAGACCCAAACAAACGUGUAGCCGGGGCCGGUUUGGUAACAAAUGGUGUUGCCGCCAACAAUUUAAGUAACAGCAGCUCCAGCGGCACGAGCAGUAGCAAUACUAAUAUAGUUGCAAAGAAGAAAACGGAUAAAAAACGAGCUCUGAGGCGGCUAUAAGAGAGAACGAGUCUGUGCUAUGUGUGUACAUAUAAAUAUUGAAGUGUGCAGACCACCUUUUCUCCUCCUUAAUCUGUCUUACCAUUUUUAGGAUAACGCAUUCAUCUUGUCACGCUCCUAUCAGAUCACUCCUCUCGUUUUUGUUCCCUUGUCUCUUUCAACUUGCUCUCAGGACUUGAACUGUCUUUGCGACAAUUCUUUGUUUCGUUCACAAAAGGGGUUUUCAUCUGUAUUUCAGAAGUUUUACAAUUGUUUAGAAAAUGAAAACAGUAGUAAAAGUUUUUGACAAAGUUCAUUUGUGGCCUCUAGAGUUAUCAUGACCAUAAGCAGGAUUUUGGUGUGUACUGUCGGCACAGAAUUUAUAAUAUAUUUAGAUUGCAGGUGUGAUGAUGGGACGCUUACUGUAAUGCUGUCCUGUUGUAGUUGGACUGAACCCAUACAUUUCUCUUUCUUUUGUCUUUCCUCCUUCAGGGGUUUAAUGAAGAAUAGUACAUUGCACAGAAUAUGACUGUUGUGUUUGUGGUGAAAGAGAGGCAGGAUCAGGAAUAACAGAGGGAGUUAAAAUGUGGUCUGAAUAUUACUUUGUUUUUUUUGUUUUUUUUAUAUGUGUGGUAUUUUAAUUGUUUCCAGUUUUUACUAAAUUUGUCUGUCUGUUUCUAUUUUGUAGUUCACUUUUCGGAAGGCCUUUUUCCAUUUUUAAGUGAACGGCUAUAUUUCCCUGACGCUUGAGAUUGAGUCCUUAAAGCCUUUCCGCCAGUCAGGGCAGAGCAAUGGGGCUAAUAAUUAAUCAUGAAAUAUACGAGCCAGAAGUGGUGUUCGGUCUCAUCCUUCAAAUGAACUAGUUUGGUUAUUCUUUUCAAUAAGAACGUUAAUCCCCUUUUUAUAUGACCACAGUUGCUAUUUUCUCUGGCUCUGCUGGUCUUUCAAUCAAAAGGCUGUUAAGGAACCUUCUCUUUGUUGUUGCAUUUGUAAUGGGCCUUCAGUUCCCAAAGAUCCUCUCUAACAAAGUGAUACGAACUUCAGACAAUGUGUUUGCAGAAACAGUUUGCCCGUAUUUAAAAGUUUGUGAAUAAACAAUAGGGCAUUUUGUGGCCAUUAUUUAAGUUAUUUAAAUUAAUAAGAAAUAAAGGAAUUUUAGG